CUUCCGUCGUGGGUGCAGCUAUUGACGGAUAGCAGCUAUGGGAAACGACGGACGAAGCUGUUGAAAUACUGCUGGAGAAGCUAACGGCUGCUAGCAACUUUGAAACGACGAUCGAAGCUGAACAGCUACUGCCGAUACUAAAAGCUUUGCUUUGACAUCAAGGCAUUGUACCUCUUCUACUGCUCCGGGACCCCCCAACCAGUUCUCUUUUCAGAGGGCAUUCUGAGAACUUUAUCCUGAUCGGCCGACAGGCUGCCUUCUGGAGGUUGGUUUGGCUCCAAGACACCCCCAGCAGGCUGUGCCCCUCAUACCUACAACCACUUUCUGCUGUGGACAUAAGUGUUGUAGGCUUGCAAACACCAUGUCUAAUCCUCCAUAUAACCCGUAUGGGAACCAAAGAAGACCGACAGGGGGAGACUUCCAACAGGUCUCUUCUGUACUGGGGACUGCAUCCAGUCUCGGCUCUCCUGCAGGUCCAUCGCAGACUUCUGACAAGACUUUUCCAUUGCCAGUGCUCAACUAUCGGUCAAUGGAAAGAGCCAGUUUUAAUGAAGAUCUGCAGUGGUCCGUCGACACACAUGUUAGCAGAGCCAGAGAAGAGGUGAGGCUUCAAGGUAAAGCAAUACACCAGCCAUCAGCUCAAGACACUCGCAGGCAAGAGUUCAUCUCAGCGAUUGGAAGGACGAGCUCCUACCAAAACCUCAGCAGAAGUUCUGGCAACGAAAGCAGCACCAGUGGCGGCUCCUUAAACUGUUUGUCCAGCUACAGCCGAGCCACAGCUGACAAAGCCUCUGUUCAUUGUCCAUCGUCAACUCUUGCUGGCUACUCUGUGUUCAAUAUAUCCAGUGAGGGUCAACGAGACUUUCACUCUAUUCCAGGUUUAGAUAUUGACAGGCCAAACAUGGCCCAAACUGGGGCCUCUUAUGAGCGCACUAAGCCUAAAUAUACAUUUGAGUCAGCGACCAACAUUCUUUUGCAAUUUGGACUUGAAAAGGAAGACUUGGAACGUCUUAUCACCUACUCAGAAGACCAAAUCACCCCCGCCAAUUUACCGUUUAUCCUGCGCCAAAUCCGCAUUCAGAAGAACAAAAAGGCCUCGGAUGCAGAUAGGCCCAAAGCAAUUCCUGAACCUGCGCUCACUGGUGGCUCAGGCAGUCUGACCAGUUGGGGUGGUUCAGGAAUGAUUGGGAUGGACCACGGAGAUGCAGCAUCUCUUCUUCUCCAGGCAAGUAAAGUUAUUGACUACGGUCAUACACGCAAAUACACUUGCAGGAUUGGGGAGGAUGCUGCGAGCGUAGCUAAAGGAGCUGAGGAAGACACUUUGUUGAUGAAUCACAAUUUGGAUAGAGGCACUCGCAUUCAAGAGCCGGCACAGCAGGUUGGAAAAAGUGCUUGCCAGGAUCAGGCAAGUGCAGGCUCAUCUUUGAGCUCCAUGCUGACUCAAAAAAGUAAUAUUGCAGUGAUAGCAGCACAGACCCUACCAAUGCAGACCCAAAAAUCCAUGUUCACUACUUUCUCUAAAGACACUGGCAUGCGAGAUAAUCCAUCUCUAGCCCCUAAAGCCAGGCCUUUUAUACAGGCGGCGGCUGACCUCAAGCCUACCUUAAAACCACAACCGCUAUCCACUCAGUUUUGUGAUGUCCAUCCUAGCAGACCUGUCCUCUCUUCAGAUACUGCCAGUUGCACCAGUGAGCAGCCUAAAAGUCAAGGUUCAGCUGGUGCAAAGCAGGUCAAAAACCUUGAAACCGAGCAGCAACAGCAGAAGAAGAAUUUGGAGAAAGCACAGCCAACAAAAAAAGACAAUAAGCACCAACCAGUGCUCCAGAAGCAGCAGGUUCUCAAAGACCAGGCCAAGCAGAAAUUCACGCAGCUACCCUUUCUGUUAAGAAAGCAGAUGUGUACGCCAAUUUCCAUGGCAAAGUCGCCACAUCUUUCCAUGCCGCCUGCGUUAUACAUUCCCAACGUCAGCAUGGCCACGCAGCCUGUGUUCCCCGCGGGUCAAAGCGCCAACAGCAAACCUCAACUCCAGGCUCCCCCAGCGCAGACUGUUGUCUCAAAAGGCGGACCGGCGUUAUCGAUGGUGCAAGACUAUAGUGCAGUAACGCCCAUCGUGUUUCCACACACGUGUGUUCUGUGUAACAAAGAGUGCACGUUCAUUGAGGAUUGGAUCGCUCACCAAAAUACAACCCUUCACCUUGAGAACUGCAAAGUCUUUCGAAAGCGGUUUCCAAAUUGGGAUGGAGAGUUGCUUAGGGUCUCUGAUGAAAAAGGGCAGAAGACGUCCACGUCCACAUCACAGUCUCACCAUAAGAAAAGCCAGCGUAAGAGUCGCUCAUCUUCCUGUUCUCGCAGUCCUCGGUAUCGUCGCAGUUCGAACAACCAGAGAGACAAGAGAAGUGACUCCCGUUCGCCUCACAACUCCAGAUACAGUCGCAGGUCUCGUUCACGCUCCAGAAGCUAUGAUAGGCACCACUCUCUGCCCAGAAGUCAGGAACGGCACUCGUCUUCACCGAAGAAGAGCAGCAAUAGACUGUCGUCUUCCCAUAGAAGCCGGGAUCGGUACUCAUCGCUGAGAAGCCGCGAAAGGAGGUCGUCGACGCCAACCCAGCGCAAUAAACGAUCGUCAUCCAAAAGAUACCGUGAGAGGCGAUCCCCAUCGCAGAGCCGGCGAAGCAAACGGUCGUCACCUAAAAUAGGUCGUGAGAGGCGAUCUUCAUCGCAUAGCCAGCGCAAUAAACGCUCAUCACCCGAAAGAAGCCGCAAGAGGCGAUCCUCAUCGCAGAGCCAGGGAAGCAACAGCUCGUCAACAUCAAGAAGUCGUGAGAGGCAAUCCUCGUCGCCGGGCCAGCGCAAUAAACGCUCAUCACCCUAUAGAAGCCACGAGAGACGUUCUUCCGCCAGAAGGACCCAUGAAGCUAACGCAGAGAUACUUGCCAAAAAGCUUCUGGAAUCAUCAGCUGUCCAGUCUUUGUCAAAGCAAUCCGACAUGGAGGCUGUGGUUAAAACUCUUGCCCCAGCCUUGUUGGCUGAACUGGCCAAAAUGAAGUCACCCCUUUCCAAAGGAGGCACCUCCUCUUCAAAGUCCACUGCAGCCGCAAAGAAAUCCGCUGCCUGCUCCUCAGCAGCAGCCAACAAAAAGGGCGCAAAAGCGACAGCCAGCAUGCAAAAAGAUUCAUCUGCAAAGAAUAAGCCUGGUAAAACCUCUGCUCCAACCUUCGUGACGCUUGAAGGAAUUGUUCCGAAUCUUACUUAUGGUGACAUGGUGGCCACCGCUGAGCAGUACGGGAAAAUCAAAUCACUUGUUCUCAUUCGCGCCAAAUGGCAGGCAGUGGUUUGUUAUGAGAAAAGGGAAGAUGCAGAGAAAUUUCGGGACAUAAAAAACUUUGAACUGAAAGGAUUUCCAAUCACUGUAAUGGAAGAAAAGGGGACUCUCACUAAGAAGAAUCCUCAAAAAAAACCUGACGCCUCAAACAGUGUCGCUACCACUACCACAUCUAAAUCUGCUAGUAUCCCCUCUGCAAAACCUGCUGUACUUUCUGCAAAAAGGUUGGUUUCCAAAGCAAAGGAUGUCUCAUGCAAGCAGGUCACCAAGACGGUGAAAGGAGCUCAGAAGAAAGGUCCAGUAAAAAAAAAGUUAAAAACUACCUUCACUGUUAAGUCAGCUCAAGGGUCAAAGGUUAUUAGAGAAGCACCCAAAUGUGAAGUUCUAAAAAGUGUUGCACCAGGAACUGCCCUUAAAGAAGAGGAGGAGCCAUCCAAAUGUAGAACUGCAGAAAAGCAACACAAUCUUAAGGUCUCGUCUAAGCUGAUUGCCACCAGAGAGCAAAACAUACAACCAAAAGUGGUCGAUGCGGUACCAGCAAGCGUGACCGAACCUCAAAGACACCAGCCCACACAACCGGAAGCAGCCAAUGCUGGACCAGCAAGUGUUACAGAACCUCCAAGAGAUCAGACCACACAACCGAAAGCAGCCAACGUUGGAAUAGCCAGCGUGACCAAACCUCUAAAAGACCAUACCACCACGGCCGAGACCGCAUCACCAGAAGUAGUUGAUGAUAGACGAACAAGAGUGAAAGAACCUCCAAAAGCGCUAACUACACAACCAGAAAUGGCCAAUGUUGCACCAGCAAGCAUGACAGAACCUCUAAGAGACCACACCGCAGAGGCCGAGACCACUCCACCAGAAGCAGCUGAUGUUGGAACGGCAAACUUGGCAUGUUCGCCAGAGCGAGCAGUGGCUCCAAAAUCCGAAUUUACAGAACCAAUGGUAGUGGACACUUUCACAAAGACAGACCCACAACUUGACAAAAGUGUGAAAAACCAGCUGAGUACCGAGCCCCUAGUGGAAUCAGCAGUUCCACCGGCGGCCCCCAAAAGGGAUUUACUAAUUAAUCGGCAAGGUGAAGCUGAUGGGGACGCAAAGCUAACACAAGCACGAGACAAAAAACAAGAACAGAAGCAAGGAGCAACAGCAUCCAAGACUCCACCUAAGGCAACAGUGGUGCAGGAUGUGAUAUCAUCACACAGCGCUGAGGCUGCAGCCACACUCACCAUUGGAGAGAUGAUGGAACAACAUCUGCUUCAAAAAAGAAUCGUAUGCCUCAAAAAGAAAACCUGCUUUUCAGCAAGGUUUCUGUUACUCAACAAGAGGCAGUUGUUGAUCACGCACCUGCCCAUAUAUGAUGGUUCCUACAGUGAGGAAGACAUCGCCCGGUUGUUGGAACCGUUUGGAUUUGAGUAUUCGGACAAGAAAAUCUACGUUAUUCCUCAAACGUGCAUGGCGUUUGUUCAGAUGGAGAGAGAAAAGGAUGUUAUGGCUGCUUUCAUCGCCAGCAGGAACAAAACAUUUGCACUCGAAGGCUGGUGUAAUAAAUUGCAACUGCAUGUGUUGGGUAAAAAUGUCUCCAUGUCGCCGAUUGGUUUUUACGCAUCGCUGAUGGCCAUAAUGAAUUCUCCUGUGAGUGACUUUACGUCGAGAACCAUCUUCAUCAAGAACAUCUCUCCAAGUGAGACUAUCAGCCUCCGGGAAGAUUUAAGGAAGAUAGUCUCUGUCAAAAACUUCCUGCCUCUCCUUAACAAGCUAUUUGUUGAGUUUGAGUCUGAUUGUGAUGCUGAUCGCUUCGGAGUAUGGUACUCUUUGCUGAAUCGGUGUCCUGCCUACCAUGUCCACAGGCUGUGGCGUCCUAAAAUAAAAUGCCCUGCUCCACUACCAAUGCUUCCUGAGAAAGCCAUGCCAGACAGCAGUGUGGCGGUUGCCGGGGCAACUCUUCCUACAUUAGAGUUCAGUGUUCCGGAGGGAAGCUACUCUCCAUUCUUGCUGACCAUACCACAGAAACCCUACCUGUUCCCAACAACGUCUUCCUGGUUUAGUAUCCCAGAGUUUCUGACUAUCAAAGACGAAGCUGACAUUUACGAGGCCGAGCGUCGAGGUGUGACAGCUCCAACGAUCAUGUUGACAGGUUUUAAUGCAAACUAUAGUUACGAUCGUGUGGCCAAGCUGGUGUGGCCAUAUAUUUCCCAGAAGGACCUUCAGUCUAGGUACUACAACGUAAUCGUGCUGCCAACCCAGAGAAGGAGCUUUGUGCAUUUCAGUGAAUGGAGCGCCUGCUGCCGAUUUCUCCACAAUCACUUGAAAACGGAAGUGGGGGACCAAACCAAAAAACUCUCUGUGCACUUUGUCCUGUCACCCAUGUGUCCAGAAAGCAGCGAGGAGAACUUGUACAAAAGUCUGAUGCAGCUGAGCAAUGCUCGCGUUGGACAACUGGAGACGUUGGCCGAGCGCCUGCUUUGUGUGAAUGUCUCCUGGAUCUGCGAGUACAUUGUUAAACUUGUAUUAGAUUUUGUCACAUCUCAUGCAGCUGUUGUCAACUUCUUGCCUCUGGAUAAUCGGAUUUGCAUCGAAAUGGCCGACACUACAGGCGUUAAGUGUGUGGAGGAGAAAUCCAAUGAUUUGUCAACAAAAUUGCGGUGUGAAGUUGAAGGCAUUGAGAGUGUAAAUACCUUGAAAAGGCGUCUGAUGGAUCACAGUGUGAUUACAUUGUGCCCUGAGACGGACAGGAAGAAAGUCAGCUUCCAGGCUGCUGUGUGCUCCACGGUUACUACUGCUCUAUCAGCUGUCCCUGAAAGAACAACAAAGGUGGCACAACAACAAACUAAGACUAAAGAUAACGUUGGGAAAACAGUGGCCCAGGAGGAAAAGAAAAUGACUGCAAAAGUGGAAGAUGGAGCACCGGGAGCCUCGGUGGGUCCUUAUGCUGCUCCCUGCUUUCUAAAAAGAAACAAUGCAGGGGUGGAGUUUACUGAAGACCGCAUUCCUCCUUGGGCACUAUUUUGUGAACCUUUUCAAAUGGAUGACUUUGUUACUGUGGAUGAAGUUGGGGAGGAAAAAGCCAAAACGAGUUCUACUGAGUUCUCCUCCAACCUGACUUCCAAACAAACCAACACCAGAACCACAAGAAGCUCGUCCAAAUGCAGCCCAUCUUCUCACUCAAUGUCUCAAAAGUCAAAGAGCUCCUUUAAGGCUGAAGAGUUAAAGGCUGAAUCUCAGAGAUGUUUGCAGGCUUUGUCUUCUUCUACUUGUAAAAAAGAUAGAAUGAUAACUGUUGCAACCAAGGAAAACUUUCAAGUGUUGGACACCGUGAGCGAUGAAGAGAAACCUUCCUCAGAAGACCAGAGCCUCAAGGAGCUUAAUAUCUCUGGAGAUGGUGCUACUGAGGUCCAAGUAGCUCCAGAGCUGCAUCCCAUCAGCCAGUUUGAAAAUGACACAAAACAAAUGUGCAAGGAAGAGGAGACUUCUCCACAAGUUGACACACCCAGAAAUGUAGAUGAAGCAAACAAAUAUAUUUUCAUGUCUCCUCUAAAAGACAAAGGAGACAAACAGAAGACAAACAAGAAAGAUGAUAAAGAGGUGAUAGCAGAAUCCUGUCAAACAAACAAAAACGACGAUGACAAACACCCUCGAGAUACCUCGGGUGGCCUGCUCUGUAAAGAAGACCCUAUGACUUCACUAGAAGAAGAAGAAGCUGCAUACCAGGUGAUUGAUUCUGUGGAAGAGCAGCCAACUUCCACCAAGAAUAAGGCAGACAGUGAGCGUGGGGUGACUUCUUCAAGUAGAGCAUCCAAGAGAGAACAACACGAGUCUUCAAAAACGCAUCAGGCUAUAGUAAAGGACCCCACCACCUUUGGACCUCCUAAAGCUGAGCAGAAGUACCAGGUUGUUGAUAAUAUCCAAGUUCAACAGUCAAGCAGCAGAUUGACACCAGAUAGAAGGAGGAGGAGCACCCGAGGGAAGACCCAGGGUCCAACCAUAAAGGAUGAGGAGACUACUUUCCACAUCUUAGACUCUGUCGACACUGAGACAGUACAAGAAGAACCCAGCAUCACAACCAGAUCCAGCAGAGGAAAAAGAGGAAGGCCGCCAACGAAAGAUGCCCCGAGUGGGAAAAGAGGUCAUGGAGAAAUGACAUCAACGAGGAAAAGGACGAGAACUUCACAGGAAACCACCAGAAAAGAAACACCAACCAAGAAAACUGAGCCUGUCCUCAAAGACAAACAGAAGAGUCCCCCAGCUACAAGAGGAAGGGGAAGACCUAAGAAAUCAGUCGAAACCACUAAAAGCGAAGAUGACUGCUUAGACGUUUGUGAUGAAGAAGAAGCCACAUUCACGGUCUUGGACUGUGUGGAAGACGAGAUGCUCCAUGAUGAAGGUCCAGCCAAAGAAGAUGGUGGUGAUGAUGAUGAGAAAGAGGGUAAAGAUGAGGCUGUGGGAACAUCACAACAUACUAAGCGCACUCAACCACACCACCAGCCAAGACAUUUGUUUUCUUCCUCUUCAGAAGACAACACAACCUUGUUGACAGUGGAUAAGGUGGGAGAAGUUGUUGACAAAGCAUCCCUGCCCAACUGGAGAAGCACACUGAUCUCUGGUGAGCAUCAUCAGGAUGUUUCCUUAGAAAAGAAGGAACAAGAUGCUUGUGAUGAAGAGGAAGCAGCCACAUUCCAGGUCCGGGAUUCAGUGGAGGAAGAGCCCCUAUGUGAUCACAAUAGUCCUAAGAAGGAUAUGACUGACCACCAACAAGAGGAGGAAGAGUCAAAUAAGAUCAUGGAUUCUUCGAAUGAAGAUCCAGCUGAAAAAAAACCUUUAGAUGGUGAUGAUAAGGAGGACAAAGAUAAGGCUGGAGAAACAUCCUGCCAUGCAAAACACACUCAACACCACCAGACAAGACACCUUCUUUCUUUCUCUUCGAAAGACAACACAAACUUGGUGACGUUGGAUAAGGUGGGAGAGGUUGAUGACGAAGAAGCGUCCCCGCCCAAAUUGAGAGGCAGAUCCAAAAAAAUUAGACUGACUUCUGGUGGGCAUCAUCAUUAUGCUUCCUUAAAACAGAAGGAAGAAUGCACUGGAGAUGAAGAAGAAGCCACAUUCCAGGUCCUAGAUUCUGUAGAGGAAGAGACGCUCUAUGAUCACAAAAGUCCAAAGGAGGACAUGCUUGACAAUCAACAUGAAAUGGAAGGUGAGUAUCGAGUUGUAGAUUGUAUGAAUGAAGAUCCAUUCAAGAAACAGCCUUUAAAUGGUGAUGAUGAUGAGAAAAAGGCCAAAGAUAAAGCUGGGGAAACAUCACAACAUACUAAACGCACUCGACAAAAACGCCAGACAAGACCCCCUUUCUCUUCCUCUUCUGAAGAUGAUACAAGCUUGGUAAAAUUAGAUAAGGUGGGAGAGUUUGAUGAAGAAGCAUCCCUGCCCAACAGAAAAGGAAGAGCCAAAACGAGAAGCAGAAUGACUUCUGGUGAGCAUCGUCGUGAUGUGUCCUUAGAAAAGAAAGAACAAAAUGCUGGUGAUGAAGAAGAGGCCACAUUCCAGGUCCUGGAUUCUGUGGAGGAAGAGACGCUCCAUGAUCACAAUAGUCCAAAGUCCACUGACAACCCACUUGAGCAAGAGUACAACGCUAUGGAUUGUUUAAAUGAAGGUCCUGCUGAAGUAGAGCUUUUAGAUGGUGAUGAAAAGGAGAGUCAAUAUGAAGGUGUGGAAACAUCACAAUGUACUAAGCGCACUCGACAGGGCCGCCAGAAAGAAAAAACAAGCUUAGUCACUCAGGACAAGAUGGGAGAGGUUGAACGGGUAGAGCCUGAUGAAGUAGCCAACUGGAGAGGCAGAGCCAAGAAAAGGAGCAGACUGACCUCUGGUGAGCAUCAUCAUGAUGCUUCCUUAGAAAAAGAACAAAAUGCUGGCGAUGAAGAAGAGGCCACAUUCCAGGUCCUAGAUUCUGUGGAGGACGAGACGCUUCAUGAUCACAAUAGUCCAAAGAAGGAUAUGACUGACAACCAACUUGAGAAGGAAAAGACAAAUAAUAUGGAUUCUUUCAAUGAAGGUUCAGCUGAAGUAGAGCCUUUAGGUGGUGAUGAAAAGGACAUUCAAGAUGAAGAUGUGGAAACAUCACAAUGUACUAAGCGCACUCGUGUAGGACGCCAGAAAAAACACACACGCUUAGUGACUCAGGACAAGGUGGGAGAGGUUGAACAGGCAGAGCCUGAAGAAGUGCCCAAAUGGAAAGGCAGAGCCAAAAAGAGAAGUAGACCGACCUCUGGUGAGCAUCAUCAUGAUGCCUCCUUAGAAAAGAAAGAACAAAAUGCUGUCAAUGAAGAAGAGGCCACAUUCCAGGUCCUUGAUUCUGUAGAGGAUGAGACACUGCAUGAUCACAAUAGUCCAAAGGAGAAUAUGACUGACAACCAACUUGAGAAGGUAGAGACAAGUAAUAUGGAUUCUUUGAAUGAAGGUCCAGCUGAAGUAGAGCCUUUAGAAGGUAAUGAGAAGGAGAUUCAAGAUGAUGUGGAAACAUCACAACCUACUAAGCACACUCGACAAGGACGCCAGAAAAGACACACGAGCUUAGUGACAAAGGACAAGGUGGGAGAGGUUGAACAGGUGGAGCCUGAAGAAGUGCCCCCGCAUAACUGGAGAGGUAGAGCCAAAAAAAACAGACAGACUUCUGGUGAGCAUCAUCAGGAUGUCUUAGAAAAGCAGGAACAAGAUGCUGGUAAUGAAGAAGAGACCACAUUCCAGGUCCUUGAUUCUGUAGAGGAAGAGACGGUCCAUGAUCACAAUAGUCCAAAGGAGGAGGACAUAAAUGACAGCCAACAUGAGGAGAAAGGCACAUCUGGAGUUGUAGAUUGUUUUAAUGAAAAAGUGUGUGGCAGCAUUAAGGAAGAACCUAGUGAGGACAUCAUCUCUGUCAGCACAUGUGGAAAAGUCAAACUGGAAACUGACGAGAAAGAGAAAGACAAGCCCAAACUAAUGCACCCUAACAAAGACAGCAGCGUUUGGAAGCUCGACCAAGUGAGCGAGGAAGAGGAUAAUUUUUCUGACGACAUGGCCGAGGAGGAGGAGCUGAAGAGGCGAGCAAGGGUGCGAGAGCUGAGCCCAGAUGUAGUAGAGGAGAUGGCCGUGGGAACAGAGGAAAGGGAGCCAAGUGAAGGAAGUAAGGAUAAAGAAGAGUUGCUCACUCUGGAUGACAUUUCUGACGGGGAGCUACAAACUCUGGUCACUCUGGAUGAGAUUGUAAUGGAGGAAGAAAAAAAGGUUCAACAAAAGACACACACUCCCCGCCAACAUAGCGAGGACGAUCAAUCAGAGGACUGUCUGAACGAUCAGACUUUGCUGACUUUAGACGGAGCAGGCGGUGAAGAUGAUGAUGACGACGAGGACGACGACAAAAACACAGAGGCCUUUGUGACGCUGGAUCAGGUGGGACAGGUUGAAGAGGCACAGUCGGAAGACAUGACCCCGCCCAGCUGGAAGAGACGCAGACAGAGUCCUGAGGGGAGCACAAACAGAGGGAUGGAAGCGGUCUUAAAAGACCAUCCAGCUACCUCCUCGCCAAGCGUCCACCAGGACAAAGAGAGAGAGGAGGACUUUAGACAGACUACAAUUGGGAGCAAAUGGGAGGCGGACAUUAUUGCUACAGAAACAAAGCGAGCACGUUCUCUGUCUCCAUAUGUUUCAACAAACUUUAAACUGCCAGCGUUUAAACCCAACAACCCUCUCGGUACAGAGUUUGUGGUGCCCAAACUUGGUUAUUUCUGUGAACUUUGCUCCAUUUUCUGCCUAAAAGAGAGCACAGCCAAAGAAAAGCACUGCAGCAGUGAGAAACACUACAACAACCUGAAGAAAUAUCAGCGUGAGCAGAAAUCGAGCGCAUCAACCCAAGGCUCCAUCUCUGACUGAGUUUCGAAAAAGGCCGCCAUUUUGGCGGCUCGGUGGUUUACUGUGAUUGAAAACUUGUUUGUCUUACCUAAUUUACACAGUGAAAUAUCACUUUACACUUUAGCCAGAGAUUUGUCAAAUCAUUAAAAAUGUACUCAAACAGAA
Molecule: messenger RNA, 11368 nt
Organism: Nerophis lumbriciformis (worm pipefish)
Lineage: Eukaryota; Metazoa; Chordata; Actinopteri; Syngnathiformes; Syngnathidae
Cellular component (GO): nucleus
Molecular function (GO): zinc ion binding; nucleic acid binding
Source: RefSeq, a predicted model, not a curated record